Danaus chrysippus (African queen) is the source of this 876-nucleotide messenger RNA. NCBI's taxonomy places the organism in Eukaryota, Metazoa, Arthropoda, Insecta, Lepidoptera, Nymphalidae. The record is from the annotation of a GenBank genome assembly.
AUGAGUAUUGAAGUGAAAUCGGAAGGUGCAUUUAUUGCCAAAAGGCAUUUUCAAAGUCAUAAAAAUGGCGGCGGCGGCACUUACGGCGGCAAUAGAAUGAACGGAAACAGAACGAAUCCGUCAACUGUCAAUGUCAGUGAUGGCGGCAAUAAUAGUGCAUCGGCGAGAAAUAAAAUAAUUCGUUGUUACAAGUGCAAGCAGAUUGGACAUUUUAAAAAUCGAUGUCCUCACACAGAAAAAGUAAAAACGAAUGCAUUUAGUGUAUUUCUCACAAAAGGAUUUAGUCAAACCGACUGGCACUUGGAUUCCGGCGCAAGUACUCAUUUGGUUUCCAACAAGAAUUUGCUGUCAAAUAUUUGUUUUCAACCGAAGAUUAAGGAGAUUAUCGUGGCGAAUAAAACGAUAGUGCCUGUUGAAUGUUCAGGGGAUUUGGAGAUUACGACGUGUGUCGAAGCACGAGAUGUUAUUACAGCCAGAGAUGUCGUGGUCAUGGAGAACACAGAUGACAGCUCCGCGACAACCAUCACUAUUGAUGAGAGCAGACCACCCAAAGAAGCAGAAGAGGAACACGACUCUGUUAGUGAGGAACAGGAUACCAGUGACAACCCGAUGGAUGAGACAUUCAUGCCGAAUGAAUCUUCUAAUGACACUGAUGAUAGUUACUGUGAUACUUUAUCACCAGAUGACCUGGAUGUCCUCCCCACGCAAUGUGACACUAAUUUGCCUGAAAAACGUGUGAGACGCAAACCAGACUAUUAUAAUGUUGCAAGCAUGUGUGUGGAAAUAGCGGGUGAAGAGCUCACUAUUAGUGAUGUGUUAAAUAGUUCAGAAAAAGAACAAUGGCAGUCAGCGCUAUCUAUGGUCAUUCCUAAGUAA